This is a messenger RNA of Ananas comosus (pineapple), 1721 nucleotides long. RefSeq names its product probable serine/threonine-protein kinase PBL23. The record is from RefSeq and is a predicted model, not a curated record. Gene Ontology annotation, molecular function: ATP binding; protein kinase activity. Gene Ontology annotation, biological process: protein phosphorylation. The coding region runs from base 51 to 1472 and encodes 473 amino acids. The transcript has 5 exons. Lineage: Eukaryota; Viridiplantae; Streptophyta; Magnoliopsida; Poales; Bromeliaceae.
GGAGUGGAUUCACUCUCGGGUCGAUCCACGGGCAAACGGAAAUUCUCAAAAUGGGAUUUUUGAGCCGCGCAGAGCGGAGAGCGAAGAAUACCUUCAGAUGUUUCUGCUGCGCAAAAUCGCCGGAGGAGAGGGUGAAGCCAGAAGCGAAGCCGAAGACGCUCGGAUGUUUCUGCCGCGCGAAAUUGCCGGAGGAGACGUCGAAGCCAGAGACGAAGACGAAGAUGCUCGGAUGUUUCUGUCGCGCAAAAUUGCCGGAGGAGAGGCCGAAGCCGGAGAGGAAGAGGAAGGAGAGGAGGUUCUUCAGGAAGAGAAAGGAGAAGAAAAAAGGGAAUGGGCUCGCAAAACUCGUCAAUAAUAUGUCCUUCAAAUCCGAUAGCAUCAAGCAUAGGUCGGCAGCCGAGAUACUAAGAAUCGGCAACCAAAACAUCGCGGCCCGUGUAUUCACAUUCCACCAACUCGCAGCAGCAACGAAGAACUUCAGCUCGGAGAACCUGCUAGGCGAGGGUGGAUUCGGAAGAGUGUACAAAGGAUGCCUUGAGGAUUCCAAUGAAGUUAUAGCUGUAAAGCAGCUCGACAGGAACGGCGGUCAGGGAAACCGAGAAUUUCUUGUCGAAAUCCUAAUGCUUAGCCUCCUUCAUCACCCGAAUCUCGUGAAAUUGCUUGGAUAUUGUGUUGAUGGUGAUCAAAGGAUUCUAGUGUAUGAGUAUAUGCCUCUGGGUUCAUUGCAGGGUCAUCUCCUAGAUUUAUCAGCAAACAAGAAGCCAUUAGAUUGGAUUACUCGAAUGAAGAUCGCAGCAGGUGCAGCGAAAGGCCUUGAGUACUUGCACGACAUAGCCAGCCCACCAGUUAUAUACCGAGAUCUUAAAGCAUCGAACAUACUACUUGAUGAAGAGUUCAACCCAAAGUUGUCUGAUUUUGGCUUAGCUAAGCUCGGUCCGGUCGGUGACAUGAGCCAUGUUUCAACUAGGGUGAUGGGCACCUACGGUUAUUGUGCUCCGGAGUAUGCAUUAACAGGUCAAUUGACAAAGAUGUCGGAUGUGUACAGUUACGGGGUUAUGCUUCUGGAGCUCAUUACGGGAAGGAAGGCAAUCGACACCACAAAGCCAACUCGCGAGCAAAUGCUAGUUCGGUGGGCAGAGCCACUCUUUAAGGACAAGAAAAAGUUUGUGCAAAUGGCAGAUCCACUGCUACAAGGGAACUACCCUAUGAAGGGCCUAUACCAAGCUCUAGCAAUCGCUGCAAUGUGCCUUCAAGAAGAAGCGAACAGUCGGCCCCUAAUUAGCGAUGUUGUAACAGCUCUCGAGUAUCUUGCUGAUCCAAACCAUGGUAACCUAGAAGAAUCUGAAGAAUCUAUUCAUCAGACGUUUUCUCUUCCAAAGCACAUAGAGUGUGAAAAUGAUGGGGCCAAUGCGGAUGGUAAAUUACAGUUUAUACUAAAUGAUGAGGGAGAGUUGGUUUCUUCAAAUAAAUAAGUCGAAUAAAUAAGUGUUGAUACAAAUUUACAGGGACAACUAAAGAUAUGCAAGAGAACGGGGGAAAGGAGAUUAAGAAGCUGUAAGAUCUCAUGUCAUGACUGCUUCUCUGCAUUAUUUAAAAGGUGUAGGAGUUCAAUAUGCUUUGAUCUCAUAAUGCAAAGAUCCAUACAUAUACUCGGUGUUAAUAUGGAGCUUUUGUAAUUUCUUUAUGGAGUUUUUCAUCAAUUAGAGCCAGUUUGGCCCAAA